AUGGGUUCCACCAUCGGGAACUAUCCCGCGGCACUUGUUCUAUAUUUUGUGUGUAUGGGACUAUGGUAUCCAAUUUUAGCCCAAGAUUCAGUUGAUAUUUUUACCAACACAACUAUCUCUAAAGGCGAUGUUGGGCAUCCAGCGAACGUAACCUGUGAAGUUUACCCAGAGAACGCCACGAUCAGCUGGCUCUUUAAUGGUAAACGCCUUGAGAGUACAAGUCACGAGCGGAUAAACAUUACAAGCAACAAAGGACUACUGCCUGGAAGAGACGGCGAUGGCUCCCAAAACAAAACCAUCGUAUCCACGAUCAGCAUAUCAAACCUCACCUACGACGAUGCCGGCAACUACACAUGCCUGGCAAAAGUUGGUGAAAACACUGCCAAUCAGACCGAACUUCUAGAUUUGAGCUUUAAUGGUAGACUCUUGAAGACCACGGGGAGCAUCAAGGUGAAUUAUACUGAUCACAGUAAUGUGUCCAUGAUGUGUGAUUUUGAAGUGUACAAUCCUGUCGUAGUCAAAUGGAUGAAGCGAGGCAAAACUCCAGAGGAAAAUACUUUAUUAAAAGAAGAUUCAGAAUUAACAACGAUAGGAGUAAAACAGGUCCAAAGUAUCUACCAUCUCCAUAUUUUACACAAAGAUGAUCAGGGUAUCUACAUUUGCGAAGUUGAAGAUACAGUAUCUGGCAAUAACAUUACAGGCACUAUAGAAGUGCUAAUCUAUGCACCCCCCACGCUUAUCAUCGAUCGGGUGAUACCGAUAAAUACAACAGAAUUAUACAUAAAUUGGACCGUGCAGACGUAUAAUUCAAAAAUAGACAACUAUGCACUAAGUUAUGCUUUAGCGGGAAAUACAACCUUCGUGUACAAACCACAGAAAAUAAAUAUAGAAAAUACCUCUUUUGUAAUAAAUGAUCUUGAAAAAAAUACAACAUACAGAAUUAAAUUGGAGGUAAAGACAGCGUACGGCAGAUCAUCUAAUAUUUAUCCUGAAAAUGUAACGACUUUGGCCGAAGAACCUGAAUUUAAACCGAAUAUAUCUAUUAAUGGUUUUUCCGCUACAUCUGUGACCAUUGGCUGGCAAGCUCCGCCAGCACACAUUGCUAAACUUAUACAUUACUACGAGCUGACUGCUACAAAGAAGGGCGAAUCCAAUACUACUUUCAAGACCUGCUAUUCAAGGGACGACAGUGAUCUACCUUAUAUGUUUGCCAAUCUAAAACCACACAGCACCUACGUGUUUCAGGUGCAAGCAUGUUCUGAUUAUGCAAAGAAGUGUGGACCAUUAUCUGACAAGAUGGAGGCAGCCACCCUGGAUGGUGUUCCUAGUAUGCCUAUCAAUGUGACUGCUGUCUGUAAUAUUGAUUACCUUAACUUAACAUGGAAACCUCCUUUAAAUCCCAAUGCUGAAAUAAAAGGAUAUACAGUUGAAAUAACUGGUACAUCGGAUUUCGUUGAUCGCUACGGUUAUAAUAAGAGGGCUACAUUUGGACCAUUAUCAAAGUUUUUGACCAAUGAAUCUACCAGCAUCAGGGUGAACGAGCUGACACCCAAUACACUGUACACGGUGCACGUAAGCGCGAUGACACGGACACGGCGGCGAGGAGAGGAAGGUACUGCCACUUGCCAAACAUAUCCAACCAUACCUGACGCACCGCCUAAACCGCGAUGGAGAAAGAUUUUGGAGAACGAUACUUACAUGUUUAAGAUGUAUUUACCGAGAAUCUCGGAGAGGAACGGCCCUAUAUGUUGCUAUAGAGUGUACAUGGUCCGUCUAGUGCCAGGCAUGGACUGGAAGAAGUUACCUUCGUCGCCUCGGAGUAUAAACGUCGUGGAUUACGAAGAGGCACACAAAAUGUCACAAACGGUGACAGCUUACGUCACUGAUAUUUUUUCUAAUGCUAAGUUUCCUUCAGAUUCCGAAAUAGUACUAGGUGAUGAAAAAUCCAUAUUUGAUCCUAAGUCGGACCAAAAAUUAAGUAGUGAGAAGUGUCGUCGAUGUCUGAAAAAGCACAAGUGGGUGCCACCACCACCACCGCCGCCACCCGUUACCACCAGUACUACCGUCACCACACCAGACGAUCUCGUCGAUUCUCUCGUUGAAUACGAUAUGACAGAGGAUCCAACAGAUCCAGCACCUAAGAGGGAUAGGCGAUCUGCUUCUGAUGGUGACUACAGCAAUGACCCAACGAUGUCUAACAAGUUGACUGAUGUAAAAGACAAUAUUAAUGUGAAAGACGGGCCUCUCGAAUCUAACGCCAAUUAUACGUUGUUUGUUGAGUUAAUCUCGGAGGUGGAGAGCGAGGAGUCCAUCUUCAGCGACUACACGUCGGCACUGCAGGCCGCGCCCAGCGCGCCCGUGGCCUUGCCCGCCUCGGCGCUGGAGAUCGCUCUGCAGAUAACGUGUGGCGUGGCCGGUAUAAUCCUGGUGCUGAUGAUCGCGUUCUGCAUCCUGCAGACACGGCGCACGCGCAAGAUGCAGCCGCACGCACAAUUCGAACUGCACAACCCCAUCACUGCCGCUAUAAGGUACUGGGACAGCAUCCGUGGUCACCGACCGAUGGCCGCACAGCUGCCACCGGAGAUACCGCCAAUAGCUAAGGAGGAUCUCGCGAUGGAGUACCUUAAGCGGCAGGUCGACUCCGAUUACGGCUUCCAGAAGGAAUUCGAAUUGUUACAGAUGUUACCGGAAUGCUUUCCCGACCGAACCUGUCACGCUUCUGAAGCUAGAGAAAACCAGCCUAAGAACCGAUAUCCAGAUAUCAAAGCUUACGACCAGACCAGGGUCAAACUAACACAGAUAGACAGCAUCAAUGGAUCGGAUUAUAUCAACGCCAAUUAUGUCCGGGGAUAUCAGGAGCGGAAACAAUACAUCUGCGCACAAGGCCCCACGGACACAACCUGCAAUGACUUCUGGCGCAUGAUAUGGGAACUGGGAUUGGAGAUCAUCGUAAUGCUGACCAACCUCGAGGAGUAUUCCAAGAUUAAGUGCUCUAAGUAUUGGCCCGAUGAGGGAACAUCUAGAACCUUCGGCAACAUUACUGUUCAUCAUGUCUGUGAAAAACGAUAUUCAGACUACAUGGUUCGUGAACUUAAAAUAUAUAAGACCGCUACGAACGCUGAUGGACAGCCCAUAGUAGAGAACAACGGAAUCGCAAAGAGGAAUGGAGACAUAAAAGAUGGACAUUCAGAAACGAGUGCGCCUACAUCUCCGCGAGAGGUGAAAGAGUGCGGUGAGAGCCGCACGGUGCGCCAGUUCCACUUCCUCCGAUGGAAGGACUUCGGCGCGCCUGAACAUCCACAUUGCGUUCUCAGAUUCAUCAAGAGGGUCAACGAGUCAUGGUCGAAUGUGGUUGGUCGACCACUUGUGGUGCACUGCUCAGCGGGCGUGGGCCGCACCGGCACCCUGGUGGCCGUGGACUUGCUGCUAGACCAGCUUCGUGAGACCGGACAGGUGUCUGUUUUCAACACAGUCGCUGACUUGCGGAGACAAAGGAAUUUCCUCGUACAGUCAUUGAGGCAAUACAUAUUCGUAUACCGAGCGCUAGUCGAGUACGCGCACUUCGGAGACACGGAAAUAAACGCUUCAGAACUGAAGCCGGCCGUCGACAAGCUGCGUAACACUCCUGAAGGCGCUGACAAAUGUCUCAUGGAAUAUGAGUUUGAGAAAAUGCUCGUUAAUCCCGUGAUGGAUCCCCCAAAGCCUAUGGCAGCGGCCGCUGCUGAAGAAUUACGGGCGAAGAAUCGAAAUGCAGACUAUUUACCUUAUGACAGAAACCGCGUCAUGCUGACGCCAAUCCCCGGGAGGGAUUACUCCGCGUAUAUUAACGCAUCUUUCAUUGAAGCUUACGACAAUGUAGAAACAUUUAUAAUCACACAAGAUCCUUUACCAAAUACUAUCUUAGACUUUUGGCGAAUGGUGUCGGAACAUCACGUCACUACCAUAGUCAUGCUGAGUGAGCUUGGCGAAGGCAAAUGCCCUCGGUACUGGGACGACGGCACAGCGGAGUAUGAACACAUGUCGGUUCAUUAUGAAGAAAGCGAGUCAUGUCCUUAUUAUACGAGGCGGCAGUUUAGAGUUGUGAAUGAAAAGAACGGCGACAGCUCGUACGUGCGCCAGCUGCAGUACCAGGGCUGGCCCACGGCGCGCGGCCACGUGCCCGAGGUCACGCGCGGCCUGGCCGAGCUGGCCGACGCCGCCGGAGCCGCUCUGCGCGCCGACCAACAGGGAACCAUGCUCGUGCACUGCCAGUUCGGAACGGAGCGGUCGCCGUUGUUCGUGGCGCUGUGCGGGCUGAUCAAGCAGCUGCGCUGCGAGCGCAAGGUGGACGUCGGCGGCGCCGCGCGGACGCUGCGCGCGCAGCGGGCGCGCACCAUCGACACUUUCUUACAAUACGAAUUCCUGUACCGUGCCAUACUAAAUUACGCAGAGCUACACAACCUACUAGAAGACAGUUAA
Messenger RNA from Arctia plantaginis, 4458 nucleotides. The record is from the annotation of a GenBank genome assembly. NCBI's taxonomy places the organism in Eukaryota, Metazoa, Arthropoda, Insecta, Lepidoptera, Erebidae.